AGUUUGGCGAUCCCUAAGAGCAGAACAGAAGAUAACCCAUACAACGCCAAGAAGUAUUGAAGCCAGCUGUUCUCACCGGUCCUCAGUGUACUCCAGUUUGGAAAGAUGCUCUCCUCUCGUCUCCAGUGCGCCCUGGCUCUCCUGUCACUCGCCUUGGCAGUCAGCAGCGUCUCAGCGGCUCCUUCAGACCCUCGGCUCCGUCAGCUUCUUCAGAGAACACUCGCUGCAUCCGCAGGGAAGCAGGAGCUGUUAAAAUAUUCCCUUGCAGAACUGUUGUCCGAGCUCGCGCAGUCAGAGAACGACGCCCUGGCUUCAGACGAGCUAUCCCGUGCAGCCGAACAGAACGAAGUACGUCUAGAGCUGGAGAGGUCCGCUAAUGGCAACCCUGCAAUGGCACCCAGAGAACGCAAAGCCGGCUGCAAGAACUUCUUCUGGAAAACGUUCACCUCCUGCUAACUGAGUCAAACUCUCCCACCCUCCCUGUUCUUCAUCUUCUCUCCAGAACCCGUCUAAAAAGAGCUGCAGACUGUAAAUAAAAUGAAAUGUACACCCUGUUAUUGCGGUGAUUUAAAACAAUCAGUUUGAUUUUAAUGUUAUCAAAGAAGCCUUUAGUUUACUAUUGUAUGGUAUCUGCUUUGAAUUGGGGUUUAUGCAUAAGGCCCUCUUCGUAAGCAUUACCCAAUUCUGAUAGAUAUACUAUUUUGAAUUGUUUGUUUCAAUAAAAUAUGUUUCAGACUCAAA
This is a messenger RNA of Acipenser ruthenus (sterlet), 741 nucleotides long. RefSeq names its product somatostatin-like. Gene Ontology annotation, cellular component: extracellular region. Gene Ontology annotation, biological process: regulation of cell migration. The record is from RefSeq and is a predicted model, not a curated record. The coding region runs from base 106 to 456 and encodes 116 amino acids. Gene Ontology annotation, molecular function: hormone activity. The transcript is spliced from 2 exons. NCBI's taxonomy places the organism in Eukaryota, Metazoa, Chordata, Actinopteri, Acipenseriformes, Acipenseridae.